AUGGAUAUUCACCUGCAUCCAAGCCGAGGCAUACCGUUUAGCAUUGAAGUGGGCUACUUUGACACAGUUAUGGAAAUCAAAGAGAAAAUUCGAAAGGUGAAGGGAAUCCCCAUAUCCUUGCAAACCCUAGUUUUCAAAGGCAACGUCCUACAGAACCAACUCAAUGUCCACUACUCGGAUAUCCUCGACCAGUCCCACAUUCAGCUGCUCAUCGCCGGAGAAUUUUCCCGAACAAAGAUCCAACUCCUUGUCAACAUACUGGGGUCAGACUGCCUCCUGGUGCUCGAAAUGGACGUUAAAGAAACAAUCCAAACGUUGAAGGAGAUAAUCCAUCGUAUUAAAGGAAUCCCCGUUACAAGAUUGGUUAUCCAUGCAAAUGGGAUUGAAUUACAAGAUUCAAAAUCGCUACAAGAUUGUGAGCUUCGGCAUAAAUCAAAAGUCGACGUGAGUUUUAGAUUAUCUUCUACAACAACUUCAUCAGGGAAUGUGGGUAGUGGACCAAGAAAACUGAAGAUUAAUGCGUUGACAAGAUGUGAACUAAAAAGAUCAUAUCGGAAGUGA
Fraxinus pennsylvanica is the source of this 561-nucleotide messenger RNA. Lineage: Eukaryota; Viridiplantae; Streptophyta; Magnoliopsida; Lamiales; Oleaceae. The record is from the annotation of a GenBank genome assembly.